Messenger RNA from Anopheles nili, 1740 nucleotides. It is a transcript of the gene SerRS, whose product is annotated as serine--tRNA ligase, cytoplasmic. The transcript has 2 exons. Gene Ontology annotation, biological process: seryl-tRNA aminoacylation. Gene Ontology annotation, molecular function: serine-tRNA ligase activity; tRNA binding; ATP binding. The record is from RefSeq and is a predicted model, not a curated record. Gene Ontology annotation, cellular component: cytosol. The coding region runs from base 1 to 1512 and encodes 503 amino acids. Lineage: Eukaryota; Metazoa; Arthropoda; Insecta; Diptera; Culicidae.
AUGGUGCUCGAUUUAGAUUUGUUCCGCAGCGACAAGGGCCACGAUCCAGAGAAGGUCAAGGCGAAUCAGACGCGUCGAUUUAAGGAUGUGGCUCUGGUCGAGACGGUUAUCGAACAGGACAAGGAAUGGCGCCGGUGCCGGUUCAAUAUGGACAACUACAACAAAUUGAAGAAUCUCUGCAGCAAGGAAAUCGGCGAGAAGAUGAAGAAAAAAGAACCACAGGGAGACGAAACGGAACCACUUCCCAAAGAGGUGGAGGAUCAGCUUCGCGAAAUGGAGCUCACUUCGCUGAAGGAGUUGACUGUUAACCAGAUCAAGAAGGUCCGCACGAUGAUCGACGAAGCGGUGGCAGAAAAUGAACUGAAAAUGAAGGAGGUGGAAGCGAAACGCAACUCAGCGCUUCGUGAGGUUGGCAAUCAUCUACACGAAAGUGUACCGGUGAGCAACGACGAGGAUGAAAACCGUGUCGAGCGUACGUACGGAAAUUGCGAAACACGCCAGAAGUACUCGCACGUCGAUCUGAUCGUGAUGAUCGAUGGUAUGAACGGAGACAAGGGAGCCGUGGUAUCUGGCGGUCGCGGAUACUUCCUCACCGGACCAGCCGUUUUUCUCGAGCAGGCUCUAAUACAACACUCGCUGCAUAGUCUGUACGCGAAAGGAUACACGCCGUUGUAUACGCCGUUCUUUAUGCGCAAGGAAGUAAUGCAGGAAGUGGCUCAGCUAUCGCAAUUUGACGAGGAGCUGUAUAAAGUAGUCGGCAAAGGAAGCGAGCGAGCCGAGGAUGGUAGCAUGACGGAUGAGAAGUAUCUUAUUGCAACCUCGGAGCAACCGAUUGCAGCAUACCACCGGGACGAAUGGAUCCCUGAAGCAUCCUUGCCCAUCAAGUAUGCCGGGUUAUCGACCUGCUUCCGGCAGGAGGUUGGCUCGCACGGUCGCGAUACGCGGGGCAUCUUCCGUGUGCAUCAGUUUGAGAAGGUGGAACAGUUUGUACUAACAUCUCCGCAUGACAACAAAUCAUGGGAAAUGAUGGACGAAAUGAUAGGAAACGCCGAGGCUUUCUGCCAAUCGCUUGGCAUUCCGUAUCGUGUGGUAAACAUCGUAUCAGGGGCAUUAAACCAUGCUGCGUCGAAGAAGCUCGAUCUAGAGGCUUGGUUUGCCGGUUCCGGUGCGUUUAGAGAACUGGUGUCGUGCAGCAACUGUCUCGAUUAUCAAGCGCGACGGUUGCUCGUGCGUUUUGGCCAAACGAAGAAAAUGAAUGCCGCCGUCGACUACGUACACAUGCUGAACGCGACCAUGUGCGCAACGACACGUGUCAUUUGCGCCAUCCUGGAGACCCAUCAAACGGAAACUGGUGUAAAGGUGCCGGAAGUGCUUCAGAAGUACAUGCCGGAGAAGUAUCGCGAGGAAAUUCCGUUCGUCAAACCGGCUCCCAUCGAUGUGGAGCAGGCCGCUGCCGAAGCAAAGAAAGGAGGCAAGAAGGGUGGUGAGAAAAAGACCGGAAUGGCCGCAUAAUUACAAGCAACGGAAGUGAAGCGAUUUGGCUACAUCGCAGCUUGCUGCAGCAAUAAUGAAGCACUGCAUUUAAUCGAUGUCGUCUAAUUUAUUUAAAUUUUACCCAUUGCAACUACGAAACGGCGGAUGUCUGGCGCGUUUUUCUAAUCGUGCAUAUGGUUGAACGAAAUACGCAUAACAAUAAAGUUGCUUUCGUAUUCUGCUCGGCUUAUUCCCUAAGUGGGCAUA